AGAAAAAAUCUGGAUUUCAAAAAAAUUGUCUUAAGAUCCGGGUUUCACGAUGAAUUGGAAAGUGGCAUUCCUUUUAUUACUAAUGAUCGAUGCAGUAUUCUCGUACUUUCCCGUUUUUGUUGGGAUGUUUCAUUAUUUUUAUCAUCUAUAUGACUGUAUUAAUACUUGUGACUUAACUGAGGACGUAGCUGAGGAACACCUACUUUGUGCAAAAUACGGUUUCACAAAAGUAAGCCUGGAUAACAAGAAAUUCAAUUGCAUGAAAUACAUGUGUGCUGAUGGAUACAAGAUGCGAUUCUUAUAUAUGGGAAAAUGUGGUCGCCCAAUUCCAUCAACGGGGCAUAUUUCUACUGAACCAAAAACACCGCCGACUGAUGUGCAGUUAGCUUAUCUGUACCAUGCUAAUGGAAGAAGACGCAGUUUACAUUCAAGUGCUGCAUGA
Belonocnema kinseyi is the source of this 442-nucleotide messenger RNA. RefSeq lists its product as uncharacterized. NCBI's taxonomy places the organism in Eukaryota, Metazoa, Arthropoda, Insecta, Hymenoptera, Cynipidae. The coding region runs from base 50 to 442 and encodes 130 amino acids. The record is from RefSeq and is a predicted model, not a curated record. The transcript has 5 exons.